AUGGCAGAUACUGCAGUAUCGUUUGUUUUGGACCAGAUUUACCAACUUGUAAAAGAAGAAGGAAGUUUGCUGAAAGGCCUUGGAAAUGACUUUUCAGACAUCAAACACGAAUUAGAGAACAUCAAAGCCUUCCUAAAGGAUGCACAUAGAAGAGCUGGAGAUGAAGGAGAAGACAACAAUGAAGGAAUAAAAACAUGGGUGAAGCAGGUGAGAGAAGUCUCUUUUUGCAUAGAAGAUGUCAUUGAUGAAUACAUCAUGGAUGUGGCACCUAGGGUCAACCAUCAUCCACCAUGCAUAGCCUCACUCCAAAAGAUUGCUCACCAAAUCAAAACCUUGAAGUCACGGCAUAGGAUUGCAUCUGAGAUUAAAGAUAUCAAGUCAGAAGUUCAAGGAAUCAAGGAAAGAAGUGAAAGGUAUUUUCAAUCUUCAUCUGAAGAUGGAGAAUCAAGCAAUCGUAGAGGGGCAAAAGAUUUCAAGUGGGGUGAUCCGAGAAUGGCCGCACAUUUCAUUGAAGAAACUGAAGUGGUGGGAUUCGAACUCCCAAGAGAUGAAUUGAUUGGUUGCUUAAUAAAAGGAACCAACCAACGCUCAUUGAUUUCUGUGGUAGGCAUGGGAGGACUUGGAAAAACCACUCUUGCUAAACACGUUUUUAAUAAUCAAUUAGUGAAAAAACACUUUCAUUGUCGUUCUUUUAUCACAGUUUCUCAAUCAUACACUGUGAGGGGGCUAUUGAUAGAUAUGAUACAGAAAUUCUGCAAGGACGCCAAUGAGCCUAUUCCGAAAGGGCUGCAUGAGAUGGAUGAUAACACAUUAAUAACAGAAGUGAGACAAUACCUUCAGACAAAGAGGUAUUUGGUAUUGUUUGAUGAUGUCUGGAAAGAAAACUUCUCGGAUGAUAUUGAGCAUGCCUUGCCUAAUAACAAAGAAGGAAGUAGAAUCAUAAUCACCACUAGAAUGAUGCCUGUUGCAGAGUAUUUUAAGAAAUCAGCUGCUGUUCAUGUUCACCAACUACAACAUUUGUCUCCAAACAAAGCAUGGGAACUCUUCUGCAAGAAGGCAUUUAGAUUUGAGCCUACAGAGCAAUGUCCGACGGAUCUUGAGGAUAUGUCGCAGGAAAUUGUUCAAAAAUGUGGAGGGCUACCGCUAGCAAUUGUUUCUAUUGGUGGUCUUUUGUCAACAAAAGAAAAGACCAUGUUUGAAUGGAGAAAUGUAUGUCAGAAUCUUAGAAUGGAGUUAGAGCGCAAUGCACAUUUAACUAGUAUAACAAAGAUUUUAUCUCUUAGUUAUGACGAUCUUCCUCACAAUUUGAAAUCAUGCAUGUUGUAUUUUGGAAUUUAUCCGGAGGACUACUCCAUCAAUCGGAAGAGAUUGACCAGACAAUGGAUGGCUGAAGGGUUCGUAAAAAAUGAGAAGACAAGACCUAUGGAGGAGGUUGCUGAAGAGUACUUGACACAGUUAAUACAUAGAAGCUUGAUUCAAGUCUCCAGAGUUGGCUUUGAUGGUAAAGUUAAAAGUUGUCAAGUCCAUGAUUUAAUGCGUGAAGUCAUCAUUAGAAAAAUGAAAGAGUUGAGUUUUUGCCACUUAAUGCAGGAAGAUGAUGAACUAGACACAGUUGGAAUAACUAGGCGCUUUUCUAUAGCAUCUUGUUCCAACAAUGUGUUAAGAAGCAUUAGUAAGUUGGGCAUUCGUGCUAUUUAUGUUUUUAGCAAAAGUGAGUUGCCCAAAGAUUUUGUGGGUAGAUUAUCUUCCAAGUUCAAGCUUUUGAAAGUUCUAGAUUUUCAAAGCACUUUGUUGAAUUAUGUUCCUAAUAAUUUGGGAAAUCUCUUCCACCUGAGGUACUUAAACUUGAGUCAUACAAAAGUAGAAGUUCUUCCUAGAUCCAUUGGUAAGUUGCUGAACUUGGAAACCUUGGAUCUAAGACAAACACACGUGCAUGUGCUACCAAGAGAGAUAAACAACCUCACAAAGCUACGACUUCUUCCAGUCUACUAUAGAAAAUAUGAAGGACAGUACUCUAUGUUGAAUUUCACAAUUGGGGUGAAAAUGCAUAAGGGUAUUGGAUGCUUGAAAUCCUUACAAAAGCUUUACUUUUUGGAGGCUGAGCAUGGUGGAUUAGACCUUAUGCAGGAGCUCAAGAUGUUGAAACAGUUAAGGAAGUUAGGUAUAAGGCAGGUGAAAACAGAAUAUGCAAAUGCCCUAUCUAGCGCAAUAGGGGAGAUGACCCACCUUGAAUCUCUCAAUGUUGGUGCUAAAGCUGAGAAUGAAAUCAUUGACUUGAAUUUUGUAUCAACUCCACCCCACCUUCGAGUGUUGAAUUUGAAAGCUCGAGUUACAAAGUUCCCUGAAUGGAUUCCGAAACUUAAUUAUCUUGUUAAGUUAAGGAUUGGUUUAUUUAAUUUGGAACAAGAUCCACUAGACUCACUGAAAGAUUUGCCAAAUCUGUUGCGGCUCAAUAUGUGGGAUGAUGCGUAUGUCGGUGAAAGUUUGCAUUUUAAAAGAGGAGGUUUUCCAAGGUUGAAGGAACUGGAUCUCACUCGACUAAGCAAAUUAAGUUCUAUUUCCAUAGAUGAAGGAGCUUUGCUUCGUCUUGAACACUUCAGAUUUAAAGAUAACCCUCAAAUGAAGGUGGUACCUCAUGACCUCAAACACUUGAAAAGCCUUCAAUUUCUUGGCUUUGCUGAUAUGCCAGCUGAAUUAGUAGAAAGCAUUGAUCCAGCAAAAGGUGGACAAGAUCACUCGGUUAUCAAGCAUAUUCCCCUUGUCCUCAUUCGUCAGAACGUGGGACCAAAAUUCCAUGACUAUGAGUUGCGCCCUAUUCCCACAUAG
This is a messenger RNA of Sphenostylis stenocarpa, 2826 nucleotides long. NCBI's taxonomy places the organism in Eukaryota, Viridiplantae, Streptophyta, Magnoliopsida, Fabales, Fabaceae. The record is from the annotation of a GenBank genome assembly.